ACGAAACAGGAAAACGAGUAAAGGAACAGCAAUAAAUUUUAGUAUAUUUUGUGUGCAAUUCAAAGAAAUUAAUGGCCAUGAGUUCCUUUUUGAUCAACUCCAACUAUGUGGACCCGAAGUUUCCUCCCUGCGAGGAAUAUUCGCAGAAUGACUACCUACCCAGCCACUCUCCGGACUACUACAGCGCUCAAAGGAGAGAGCCUGCGUUCCAAGAUGAACCGAUGUACCACCAGCGGUCGGGCUGCACCGACCCGCCUUACACACCGUGCCAGGGUCCUGGGCAUCCCGCGGUAGUGAUGUCUCCAAGGGCUCCGAUCCUCCCCCAGACCGGACUCUCAACUCAGCUCCCUGAGACAAACCAUCAUUGCCACUCCGUAACCCCAAGCCCUCCGCCUGCGUGCGGUCAAAACUCCGUCAACCAAAGCAACUCUUCUUCUAGCUCGUGUAAAGAUCCCGUGAUUUACCCCUGGAUGAAAAAAGUCCAUGUAAACAUCGUGAAUCAAAAUUAUACUGGGGGGGAGCCCAAGCGGUCUCGGACAGCCUACACGAGACAGCAGGUCCUCGAGCUGGAGAAGGAGUUCCACUACAACCGCUAUCUGACCCGGAGACGCAGGGUGGAGAUCGCCCACACUCUCUGCCUCUCCGAACGACAAAUAAAAAUAUGGUUUCAGAACCGACGAAUGAAAUGGAAAAAAGACCACAAGUUGCCCAAUACCAAAAUCAGGUCCACUAACUCGAGCACAGGCGACAGCCAGUCACAAGGGAACUCUCAGAACAGAACCUGUGGACCUCCUUCGAGCUUAUAGCCCUCGGUGCCCCAACACCUCAGUAUCGGAGGACCUCAGACACACGAAAACGACUAUAUUUAUGAAAUAAACGGGGGUGAAGACUGAACUUAGACACGAAUAUGUGUUUUUAUGCCCCCCCCAUCCACUCCUUUUUUUGCACUCUUCUCCUCCUGUCUUUCCCUCCAUUAAAGCAGAAUGCAGCAGAUAGCAUCGUUCAGAUUUGGUGAAGAUGGAUCCGUGUUUCAUCUUUAAUCACGCCAAACGCAGACCCAUUUGUCAUGUUUACUCUACGGUACAAAGGAUGAACCGUAGGCCUGCCAUUACCUCGACGUCGAACGUUGUACUUAUAAAUGACCCCUUGGUUCGUCAAGAGGAGAUGUUUUUUUCUAUUCCGUUUUGAUGCUCCUUAACAACAGCGAAAGCAAAAGAGUUUAAACGAAUCAUUGGGGUUUCGGAGUGUGUGUUUUGUUCUAGUUUGCGAAAGCUCUGUCAAUAAGCCUGGCCUGACAAUGCUUGUGAAUUCCAGCUCGUUUUUUGGGGGGAGAGACUUGUUUACCUGUGUACGCUUUCAUUAAUUGGUGCAUUUAAAAUGGAGAUGAGAAAAAGUGCGGAGGUUAUUGAAACCAAAAAAAAAGCCAGCAAAUGCUUGCUUUUCAAAAGUGAGGCGAACUUAAACGAGGAAGAACCAAUUGCCCUGGAGAACCCCCUGCGUUUUAACAUCGCAGUGAAUUACACACUUUGGCAUUUUAUUACCUCAAUUUGUGAUUAUGUUAAAUGUUUUUGUCUUGUGUUAUGAAGCCACCGCUUCAAUUUCAAUCGAUUUUCCUGGCGAGCACACGGAAGUAGUACUUAUUCAUACCUUUUAAGUCAAAUGUAGUUUAAGCAAAUGUGUGCCCAGGUCUAUGACAUACAAAGCUGCGUAUAUUGCAUGACUGAAACAAAAAUAAUAUUUUUCUUCUCCCUCUGUCUCUCUCAUCUUUUUUUCAGCACAUAAAAACGCGCGCACUCUGUUUUGGUUAAUUCAUUUUUUAUUUGCCCCCUUUAUAUUCCAAAGGAGAAUUUUGCUACAGAUUAUAUCAGAAAUGUUAUUUCCCUCCCUUAAUAGAAUGUCGGUCUUUAUCUUCUUGUUCUUCGUGUAUCUACCUUAAUAUUUGUAAAUAGGGAUAGUAUAAAUAAAAAAAAAACACCCUUUCCCGUCCGCGUGUCCUGUCCUUCUGUUCCUGUCUGUGCCCCUUUUUCCACCCUAAAGCUGAAAUGUUUUGCUCUAUGGAGAUGUUCUCUUGUUGGCAAGACAUGUAUUUAAAAAAAAACUGUUUCCUGUUGAUGUAUACGUGUCGUAAGACCUUGAGGCCUUCUUAACCGUGACUUACAUCGUCUGGAUACAAAUAAUCUUCCUGCAUUGCGCAUUGUCUCUUUAUAAACC
Molecule: messenger RNA, 2211 nt
Organism: Megalops cyprinoides (Indo-Pacific tarpon)
Lineage: Eukaryota; Metazoa; Chordata; Actinopteri; Elopiformes; Megalopidae
Product: homeobox protein Hox-B4a-like
Exons: 2
Coding region: 72-806 (244 amino acids)
Biological process (GO): embryonic skeletal system morphogenesis; anterior/posterior pattern specification; regulation of transcription by RNA polymerase II
Cellular component (GO): nucleus
Molecular function (GO): DNA-binding transcription factor activity, RNA polymerase II-specific; RNA polymerase II cis-regulatory region sequence-specific DNA binding
Source: RefSeq, a predicted model, not a curated record